Molecule: messenger RNA, 405 nt
Organism: Prunus armeniaca (apricot)
Lineage: Eukaryota; Viridiplantae; Streptophyta; Magnoliopsida; Rosales; Rosaceae
Source: the annotation of a GenBank genome assembly
AUGGCUCUCAGGGUCAGAGUCCCCCUUGAAUGGAAUGAUGGAUGGCGUUGUAAACCGCUUCGGCGGCGGAGCUCGUUCCACCUCGUCGGUAAAGGGAGAGAAGUUGAGUUUGGGAGGAUCCCUCCACAGCUUGUUGCCCCGUGUUGGACCUCGAGCGGGCUGGUUGGCGUUGAUCGUUGUGCUGGUCGCGUGACCGCUCACGAACUCGAGCUCCUUGUGGACUCAAGCGAGCACGGACAUUGGAUUGUAAGCGUAGCCUCUCGAGCUCAUUGGUCCUGGGACCUAACCUCGAACGACUCAGAGUACGGCUUGCAGCUGUUUGCGUCUCGUCUGCACGAUCUCGCUCUCUCCCCUACUGGUUUGCCCCUGUUUGACCAGCCUGUGACCUCUCGAACUGCUCGCUAG